Messenger RNA from Acanthisitta chloris (rifleman), 5743 nucleotides. It is a transcript of the gene GREB1, whose product is annotated as growth regulation by estrogen in breast cancer 1. NCBI's taxonomy places the organism in Eukaryota, Metazoa, Chordata, Aves, Passeriformes, Acanthisittidae. The coding region runs from base 1 to 5625 and encodes 1874 amino acids. The record is from RefSeq and is a predicted model, not a curated record. Gene Ontology annotation, biological process: multicellular organism development. The transcript has 31 exons.
AUGGGAAAUUCUUACGCUGGUCAGCUCAAGACAACACGGUUUGAAGAAGUGCUGCAUAAUUCUAUUGAGGCCUCUCUCCGCUCAAACAACUUAGUUCCCAGACCAAUCUUUUCUCAGUUGUAUUUGGAAGCUGAACAGCAACUGUCAUCACUGGAAGCAGGCAGCAGAGCAGAUAAUGAGGAAGAAGAAGAAGAAGAGGAAGAUGAAGAAGGUUCAGAAUCAAGUAGUCCUCCUGUUUCUUACCAGAUGAAACCUCCCCCAGAAGGAUGUUGCACUACUGAUGGUUUCUGCCAGGCUGGUAAAGAUUUGAGACUGGUUUCAAUUUCCAAUGAACAUAUUGAGGUGCCUUCUGGGUUUUUACUUGUUGGUGCAAAGUCACCAAAUUUACCUGAUCACCUUUUAGUGUGCGCUGUGGAUAAAAGGUUCCUGCCAGAUGACAAUGGGCACAAUGCCCUGUUGGAGUUCAGAGGCCGGCAAUCUUCAAUCAGUACCUGCUCAAGCACCUUGUUCCAGCUCCCAGAAAGUUCAGGUCUCUCAGGAAGCACCUCCAGUGAGCUGCUCCCAGCUGCAAACCCCAGUGCUCCAGCUGGGACUCAGCAAACAGCUGCAACCAUAGAUCACAUCCCUUCAACAGCAGUGUUCAGCUCAGCAGUUUAUAAUGGCAAGGAAUCACCUAAACAACAGUUGAUGAAGAAUAACCUGUCUGCUCUCACAAGACCUUCAGUGUUAGGCACAUUAACAAAUUCAGGGCCUCCAAAGAAGCGCCAUAAAGGUUGGUCACCAGAAUCUCCAUCGUCUACUGAAACCUGGAACUUGCAGCUCAAUCCACAGGCUCCAAACAGAAUUAAAAAUGAUGGAGGAAGCCUGUCAUCUUUACCACAUUCUGCUUUGAUGGGGCCAGCCUCCUCUCCGAUGGUGGGCUCGGGAGAACCGGUGUCAGUUCCUGACAACUUGCUGAAAAUCUGUAAAGCAAAGCCAGUUAUUUUUAAAGGUCAUGGAAAUUUCCCAUAUCUUUGUGGGAACAUUAAUGAUGUGAUAGUGAGUCCCUUGUUGUACACCUGUUACAGAAAUUCACAGUCUUUAUCUAGAGCAUAUGAACAAUAUGGCACCUCCACAAUACAGCCUAUCUCUGAGGAAAUGCAGCUCUUACUGACUGUCUACUACCUUGUUCAACUAGCCUCAGACCAGGUCCCUUUGAUUGAGGAUCUGGAACAAAUAUUCAUGCGUUCAUGGCGGGAAUCACACCUGCCGGAAAUCCGUCAUUACCAACAGGCUGUUCCACAGACCUUUCCCCAAGUGCCCAGCCAGAUUGCCCCAGUGACUUCAGCCCAGCUUCCCUGGCUGGCAGGCCUGGCAGCCAGCUCCUGUAACGACAGUGUCCAUAUCAUCGAGUGCAGCUACUCUCUAGCUGAGGGUCUUUCAGAAAUGUUUAAGCUACUCAUUGAAGGAAAAUUAAUAAAGACAAACUAUGUGGUGAUCAUAUGUGCCAGUAGAAAUCGAGCCAUUGAUUCCUGCAUUGUGAUAACAGGAAAGUAUCAGGCAAGAGUUCUGUCUGAGAGCAUGCUCAGUCCUUCAGACUACCAAAAAGAAGUUAGUUAUCAGCUGGUCACAGGGAAGGUGGAAACUCUGGGGUCCUUCUUUAGCACACUCUGCCCAGAGGGUGACAUUGAUCUUUUACUGGAGAAAUUUUAUCAGGAAAACCAAGGGCACAUCUCUUCAUCGCUUUCUGCUUCAGUGAAUAAACCUACCGCAGUGAACGGAACUGGAACAGCUGUGUGUACGAGUUAUGAGAUUGAACGACAUCAAAUUCGUCCAUUCCAGCUAGCAGUGGCUCAGAAAUUGCUGUCUCAUAUUUGCUCAAUUGCUGACUCCAGCACUCAAAAUCUUGAUUUGGGUUCCUUCGAGAAAAUUGAUUUCUUGAUUUGUGUUCCACCCUCCGAAGUGACUUAUCAGCAGACUUUGUUUCAUCUCUGGCACUCAGGUAUUUUAUUAGAACUUGGAUUAGAAAAGGAACAUCUUACAAAGCAGAGAGUGGAACAGUAUGUUAUGAAACUAGAUGCAGAAGCUCAAAUUAAAUUCAAAGUCUUUUUACAAAACUCUAUGCAGAAUCCACAUACACUGUUUGUCCUAAUCCAUGAUCAUGCACACUGGGAUCUAAUGAGUGCUAUGCAUAGCCUUUAUCCUCAAACAGAACUGUCUACAGGACUUGUUGAUAGACUGUUGAACUGCAGGGAGGUGAAAGAGGCACCAAAUAUUGUGACCCUCCAUGUGACUUCCUUCCCCUAUGCGCUGCAGACACAGCAUACUCAUAUCAGCCCUUACAAUGAGAUCCACUGGCCUUCUUCGUACAGCAAUGGUGUAGAUUUAUACCAUGAAAACAAGAAAUACUUUGGACUGUCCGAAUUCAUUGAGUCCACCCUCUCUGGGCACAGUAUUCCACUACUUCGGUAUGACAGCUCUUUUGAAGCAAUGGUCAUGGCUUUGGGAAAGAGGUUCCCCAGGUUACACAGUGCAGUGAUAAGGACGUUUGUCCUCAUCCAACACUACUCUGCAGCAAUGAUGGCAGUGUGUGGUCUUUCUCAGAUGAAGAAUUACACCUCAGUUGAAACUCUGGAAAUCACCCAAAAUCUAAUAAACUCUUCAAGACAAUGUCCUAGUGGCCAUGGCCUUAUGGUAGUGUUGAGAAUUCCAUGUACUCCGCUGGCUGCAGUGGCAUAUGAACGUCUGUAUAAUGUAAGGGAAAGACUAGCCCUUGAAGAUAACUUUGAAAUAAUCUUGGGAAAUCCUAAUUCUGGAAUCACAAUAGGGAAGCACUUUGUGGAACAACUAAAGGCCUGGCAGAAAAUUGAGGAUGUAGAUUGGAGGCCACAGACCUAUUUGGAAUUGGAAGGUUUGCCCUGUAUAUUGAUAUUUAGUGGGAUGGAUCCACAAGGGGAGUCAUUGCCUCGAUCAUUGAGAUACUGUGACCUACGUUUAAUAAAUUCAUCUUCUCUGGUAAGGACAACCUUGGAGCAAGAACUUGGUUUGGCAGCAUACUUUGUGAGCUCAGAAAUUCACACAGAGAAAGCAGUUGUGAAUGAUGUGUUAGAAAGUGACCCAGAGAAACUAAGCAGCACUGAUAAUGAAGAUGAAGAAAUAGCGACAGAAGGUUCUACUUCAGAAAAGAGAAGUCCUAUGAAAAGAGAAAGAUCUUGUUCCCAUGACUCUGCGUCUUCAUCUCUCUCUUCAAAAGCUUCCAUUACAGCAUUCUGCACUGAGUCAUCUCCUCCCCAAGUGCUAAGCAACAACACUGAAGAAAUGACAAAUAACUAUGAAAAGCAGAAGCAGAAAGUAGACAGGGGGGCACAAACAACAAUCAGCAAACACUUACCACCUGUAACUGAACAGCUGGAUACAAAACAAAACAUAAAAAGUGCCCAAAUCUCCAUCACCUCGUCAUCUUCCUCACCUUUCUCCUCCUCUUCUUCCUCCUCUGCACCUACUCAUAACUCCUUCAUCCUACAGACCUCUCAAUGCUCCAUGACCAAAGCAUCAAAACAACCUCCCAUAGUUUUCCUGCCCAAACUGGUUUAUGACAUUAUUACUUCUACAGACAGCAGUGGACUUCCCAAAUCCUCUUCUCUCUUGCCUUAUCAUUCUGUUAUGUGGGCAAGUUCUUUUCGUCCUCUUAUGAGUAAGAUGAUGACUUGCACGGAGCAGUCUCUAUACUACCGCCAAUGGACGGUUCCAAAGCCAAUCCAUAUGGACUACAACAAUAGGAAUGAGGGCAGAAUGGACACCUUUCACCCAAGGAGGCUGCUGCUGAGUGGGCCACCACAGAUAGGGAAAACAGGUGCCUAUCUGCAGUUCCUCAGUAUUUUGUCCCGAAUGCUGAUUAGACUGACAGAAGUGGAUGUUUAUGAUGAGGAAGAAAUCAACAUUAACAUAAAAGAAGAAUCUGAUCAAUACUACUAUCAGCCUGGAGAUACAUGGCCAGAUUUGGAGAUGUUUAAGAAGAUGCCUUUCGACUACACUAUCCAUGACCCGAAAUACGAAGAUGCAAGUCUGAUUUGUUCAAAGCUUCAGACUCUAAACAAUGAAGACAGAUCACUGAGCAGGAGACAGGAGGAUAUGUAUACGUGCCGUCAAACAACUAGGAUGAGACUGUCCAAGUAUGCAGCAUAUAACACCUACCAUCACUGUGAACAGUGUCAUCAGUAUAUGGGUUUCAACCCCAGGUACCAGCUUUAUGAGUCCACUCUGCAUGCAUUUGCCUUUUCCUAUUCUAUGCUGGGAGAAGAGAUCCAGCUGCAUUUUAUCAUUCCAAAAUCCAAGGAGCAUCAUUUUGUCUUUAGUCAACCAGGAAGACAACUAGAAAGCAUGAGGCUACCACUAGUCACAGAUAAGAGUGAAGAUUACAUUAAAAGCCCCACUUUCACUCCCACCACUGGUCGCCAUGAACAUGGACUUUUCAAUUUAUAUCAUGCAAUGGAUGGAGCCAGUCAUCUGCAUGUUUUAGUUGUCAAGGAAUAUGAAAUGGCCAUAUAUAAGAAGUAUUGGCCCAAUCACAUUAUGCUUGUUCUUCCAAGCAUUUUCAACAGUGCAGGAGUUGGUGCUGCACACUUCCUGAUAAAAGAGUUGUCUUAUCAUAACCUGGAGCUUGAACGAAAUCGGCAGGAGGAGCUGGGGAUAAAACCCCAGGAUAUUUGGCCUUUCAUUGUCAUUUCAGAUGACUCCUGUGUUAUGUGGAAUGCAGUAGAGGUUGACUGUUCAGGAGACAGGAAAAGUGACUAUACGUGGACUGAAAGAAAUGUUUCCUUGAAGCAAAUUCUGCAACAUAUUGAAGCAACUCCCAAUGUCACUCAUUAUGCCUUGAUUGGGAUGAGGAAAUGGUCCAGUAAAACAAACAGUGCUGAGAUGAAGGAACCAUUCUCCUGCUGUCAUGUGCAUGACUUCAUUAUGCUGAAUGUGGAUCUGACACAGAAUGUCCAGUACAAUCAGAACAGAUUUACGUGUGAUGAUGUUGACUUCAACUUGCGUGUCCACAGUGCUGGCCUUCUCAUCUGUCGGUUCAAUCACUUCAAUGUCAUGAAAAAGCAAAUUGCAGUAGGAGGACAACGAUCCUUCCACAUUAAGUCUAAGGUAUCUGACACUUCAGUUUCAAUCUCCCCUGCGCAGUACAUUUGUGCUCCUGACAGCAAGCACACCUUCCUAGCAGCACCUGCACAGUUGCUCCUUGAAAAGUAUCUCCAGUAUCACAGCCAUCGCUUCUUCCCGCUCUCACUGAAGAAUUAUAGGCAUCCAGUGCUAUCUGUGGACUGUUACCUUAACUUAGGACCACAGAUUGCAGUUUGCUACGUGAGUUCUCGCCCUCAUUCUCUGAAUAUCAGUUCCUCUGGUUUGACGUUCAGUGGUCUCCUGCUGUACCUCUGUGACUCCUUUGUUGUAGCUAGCUUUUUGAAGAAGUUUCAUUUUCUAAAAGGUGCCACCCUAUGUGUGAUUUGCCAAGAUCGCAAUUCUCUUCGCCAGACUGUUGUCCGGCUAGAACUGGAAGACGAAUGGCAGUUCCGACUGCGAGAUGAAUUCCAGACUGCCAAUGCAAAAGAGGACAGACCACUUUUCUUCCUGACUGGGCGACAUAUUUAAUUGAAUAGAGACAAGUUUCCUGAAUGAUACAAGAGACUAAUUGCCACCAUGUCAUGAAAUUUCUUCUGAGAGGCUCUGUUUUCUGAACAGAAACAGGACUGUUUUCCAUUGUUUAUUA